Messenger RNA from Rubroshorea leprosula, 831 nucleotides. The record is from the annotation of a GenBank genome assembly. NCBI's taxonomy places the organism in Eukaryota, Viridiplantae, Streptophyta, Magnoliopsida, Malvales, Dipterocarpaceae.
GACUCCAUCACUGCACCGGGGUUAAUAAAUUCUUAGUAACAAGUUUUUGAAACUUUAUGGGAAAUCCUUAUUCCUCAUAUAGUGGUGAUAAAUUCUUAGCAACAAGUUCUUUUUUAACAAAUUUAGAAGAAUUAUUAUUAUAGUUAUAGUAGCUAACACAACCAAACUUAGAAUACCUACUGUACCAAGAAAAAAAAAAAAAAAAGAAUACCUUUCUUCAACUUGGCUUCUAGUUUAUGGAUGAAAUGUUACAAGUGGUGGGGCAAGCAAUAUGUGUUAGGAAACUCAUGUAUGACGGUCAUGGAACAGCACAACUGGAAUGGGGGAUCUUCAAUGACAAGGAAGCAAAGACUGAUUACUUUUUCCAGCUAGUUCAAACCGGAUCUUUUUACUGGGCAAAAAAUAUUGCAGGCUUGGACGGAUUCUCUUUAUCAAAUUGGUGCAAGAAUCCAAUUAAAUGUUUGCAGAUCAAAGCCAAAGAGAAAGACAGAGCAUGAACUGGACUUUCUGAUCUUUACGUUUGUGACUUCUUUUUUAUAGAAGCCGGUGAAAAAGAUUAAUUGUAAUCGGCUGUUUUUUGAAAGUCGAAAUCACUAAAUCAAAAUUACAUUUAUACAUUAUGAAUUAAAAUUUACUUGAUUCAUAAUAUAUACAUGUUAUAAACGCUGUGAAGAAAGCAAGACAAAUACAGGAUCAAGUGACAUGCAUGAUUUAGUUCGAAUUUAUGUGUUUGUGAUUUAAUUAUUUUGCAUGUUGGGAGAAUUUUUAGUCAUGUUCAUAAUAAAAUUGUGUGCCCCUUGUAUUUUUAUUUAAUAUAAAUUUUGUUUGGAA